GAGCCUUUGAGUGAAUUGAAUCUUGAUCGACCUUUAUAUCUGGGAGGAUACCGUCAUUUGUCAACCAUCAAUCCAGAAUCAGGAAUCACAUCACGUUUCAAAGGAGCAUUUCAAAGGCUGGUUCUCAACGGCGAGGUAGUUGAUGACCUAAGGAAAGUAGCUAAAUCUUCGCAGGAUGUUGGACAUUUCUUCGGACCACCGUGUGGACCGAAUCCUUGUCAUAAUGGUGGGAUGUGUUUACCACAACUAAAUAAUUUCCAUUGCAAAUGUCCAGUCGCAUACACUGGUCUUUGGUGUGAGAAAUACGUUGAAAAUAUGUCUGUCGAUGAGCCAGUAAUGUUUGAUGGAAAAACAUACUUAAAUUUUCCUAAUAAGAUUGCUACACGCUUAGAAGAGGAACUACUGGAUGUAAAAGAAAAUGACUUGUUCGGAAAUGGACACAAUCGUAUAGAGGUGACGUUUCGUACAGAAGCGACAGAUGGACUCUUGCUAUGGUCGCAUGAAGAUUUGCCAGUGGUUGGCGAUUUCUUGGCGUUGGCUGUAGUUGACAGUUUCCUGGAAGUAAGUUUCAAUGCAGCAGGAAAUCGAGAACCGCUCCUCAUCCGCCACAGCUUUGCAGUCAACAAUGGCCAGUGGCAUCGGGCCGUAGUUGACAGAAAUAACAGACAUGGAAUGCUCCAAGUUGAUGACGAUACACCAGCCGUUGUCACUUCGAAACCAGAAACAAAGCAUUUAAAAACAGAUGGAGUUUUAUGGAUAGGAGGCUGCUCAAACUUACCCACCGGACUCCCUUCAGCCUAUUAUCUAAAUUUCGUGGGCUGCAUACAUUCCGUGAUUGUGGACGGCGAAGCUUUGAAGAUCGCAGCUCACGGAGUAGGACAGCCCUGCCAGCGGACGUGACAUAAAUUGGAGAAUCGUUGCGAAACUUGCACUGGUGCUAUGACUACGGACCCUGUUACGUAAAUAAAUAAUAACUGCGUACCGACAGGGAGCUAAAAUAAAGCCCUCACUAUUUAUAUUCGUUAUACAUACUGAUUCUAAAACAUAAAAAUAUACAAUAGACUGAUUGAUAUGUGACUUUACCUGUUCCUAACAAAUUGAUAAUUGAUGUGAUAGGAUGAAUUAAGCAUGGAACUAAAACCUCCAGGUUUAUAACAACAAUAUGAAAUUCAUUGUAUGUAUAUGUUUGUAUAUAUAUGCAUCAUUUACUUUUUUGUGCAUGUGCAGACUAUUUCCAAAAUGAUUGCACGAUUUAAUAUCUCUUCAACGACUGGUCCUAAUCUCAUGGCCUCAACUUAGAAGAUUAAACAAAAGAAGUAAGAUCUUCUGAAUAUGACAGUUAUAAUCACAUGACACAUUUAAGUUAGAAAUAUGCAAAAUUUACACUUUACACGCUCUUCCAAAACAGAGGACGAGUCUCUUUAUUUGGUAAAUACUUUAUUUAAAGGAAAACAGAUCUGGAAUUAUAACGGACCGCAAACAAUUUUUAAAAUCAUAUGUCCUGAAUAAAUUUCUUCGAUGAAAGUCGUCUAUUUGAACAAUUGAUAAAAAAUUAUGUAUGUUAGUAAACUUUCGAAGCUUUCGAAUUUCUGCACUUUCUUUAAAAGAAAAUUUCAAAUCUAUAUUUGUACAUUCAAAUUUGUCUUACGUAAAAAUUAUCAUAUUUAGGUGUCCGGAUAUUUAUCUAAUAAUAAAAAGUUUAAAUAUCUGGGGAAUGAAUAAUAUUAGGAUCGUUAGGUUUUGUUUUUCUAAGAAAGCAACUCCACAAAUGACAUACAAACAUGUAUGCAAAAUAAAUUUAGUUCAAUUUAACUAAUCUCUUUAAUUAAAUGAAAAUAAAAUUUUAAAAAUCAGCUUACUUGUUAAUUAGAAAAUGUCUAUGUGCUCUGUUUUGUCUGCUCGACAAAUAUCAAGGCAGUUCUCAAUCCCUCUCCAUGUGUUCUGUGAAAUUUGAGGCAUCGUGAAUUCAUAUGCAGCGACAAUUUUUUUCGAAGUUCUUACAUGUCUUGCGCAAAUGUCUUAAUUUUAUUCUAAUAAGGAAGCACUAGGGCUGGAAAUCAAGUCAUGUGAUUUGGGUACCAUUUAAGUAUGAAAUUCUUUUUCAUUUCAAUUGUGUGGAAAAUGGCUAUCCCAAAUAUUUUCUAAGAUUCCGAGGAAUAUUCUUUCACUCGCAAGCAAACGUGCAGUGCAUGCACUGUAGUAACAAAAUCACUUACAGAUUAUCAGUUUUUCUAAGUUUUCUCUUUCAGAAAACAAAUUUGGGUCACGCGGUCGCUAUUAGUUACAGGAAUAAUUAAAUGUUCUUUUGAUAAUUAUUUAUCUGGAUACCACAUAUGAAUUGGCAUUCAGCCGCUUAAUUGCUUUAGAUAUCUUUAUUUAGUACUUGACGUACUUUCCUCUCGAAUGUGAAAGUUCACAGAAACUUGCGCUAAUUUUUUCUGUGGCAAAAUCUCAUUUUAUUAUGUAAAAUUUGUAAAUUUAUAAAAGCCAACAAAAACUUUAAUUCAUGACAUUUUGGAUGCUUAUGAUCGCAUGAUGAUGUAUUUUUAUUAUUUUUUCUUUAUUUAUUAUACGAAUUUGGACGUAAAAAUUAUUUUAAUCAUUCACACCGUUUUUUCUUCUACGUAAAUAGUACAACAAGAAUACAAUCUUAUAUACAUCCAUAAAAAACGGUUUCAAAAGCUGUAAGAAUGUAUUAAGUUUAAAGAAUUGUAUUUUAAUUCAAUCUUAAAGUGGAUCAACAACUAUAAGAGCUAUUUCAUGUACAUACUAUAUAUAUAUGCAUACACACUUGCGCAUUAUAUAUAUUUAUAAUAUACGUGCAAACCAUUUCGAAACAGCCUGUACAUGUGCAUGUUAACUCUUUGUAGUCAUUUAAUAUUAGAAUAAAUUUUGCAUAAUGUUUUAUAAAUCACGUGGACUGAAAGCUGCCAGAUCUGUAUAAAUAUAUACUCUUUAGUUUCUUUAUAUCAUACUUCACUUGUGCACAUGGUAUCAAGGAGUAAAAAUACUACCUUCUGCUCAAGGAGAAAUAUUGAGCUUAAAAUUACACUAUAGAUCAGAUUUACAUCACUGUCAAAACUUUAAUAUUUAUGUUAUGUUGAUGUCUCCAGUAUUUUUAUCUUCAAAUGGAAAAGGGUGACAUGUGCUGUCAGUUCUAGUCGAUUGGUUUCAGUAUCAUUCCUUUGAAAGAAAUAUAGGUAAACUGUGUUUUACCUUGAAGAUAUUUCAAGUCUGCUUCUGGUUGAUAUUGAAAGACGAGUAAGAAGUUUACACAAAGGGGAAAAGAAACCGCACAAAGGGGCCUUGUAUAUAUACAAGAAAAGGAAUUCUUGUUGGACAUUGACAUGAAUUCUUCGUUUUAUAAAAUGGAAAUUAAUAAUUAUGUAUAGUUUUAAGCUAAUCACAUUUUUAAAUAAAGUCAUUAAAAUGUA
Stegodyphus dumicola is the source of this 3434-nucleotide messenger RNA. Its product is annotated as agrin-like. Lineage: Eukaryota; Metazoa; Arthropoda; Arachnida; Araneae; Eresidae. Gene Ontology annotation, cellular component: extracellular region. Gene Ontology annotation, molecular function: calcium ion binding; protein binding. The record is from RefSeq and is a predicted model, not a curated record. Gene Ontology annotation, biological process: multicellular organism development; cell differentiation.